Vombatus ursinus (common wombat) is the source of this 2359-nucleotide messenger RNA. RefSeq names its product syndecan 1 (gene SDC1). The transcript is spliced from 5 exons. Gene Ontology annotation, cellular component: membrane; cell surface. NCBI's taxonomy places the organism in Eukaryota, Metazoa, Chordata, Mammalia, Diprotodontia, Vombatidae. Bases 112 to 1026 code for a protein of 304 amino acids. Gene Ontology annotation, biological process: cell migration. The record is from RefSeq and is a predicted model, not a curated record.
GAUGACUCAGGCCGCUCUUUGGCUCCUUCCCCCCACUUCACGGCUGGGUCCCUGCCCCCUCUGCUUUGCCCUGCCCUUCUCUGCUGCAGCUGCACUCAGCCUGGGCAUGCUAUGGCUUGUCUUAGAUUCUUGGUGAGAGGAAAGGAAGUUGAUAAAGGAUUGGGUCUGCCAGGACAGAAGACAGUGAUGCUUGCUGGCCAGUGGCAGCAGAUCAUGGGGACAAACAUCCCUCCAGAGGAUCUCGAUGGGUCUGGUGAUGACGACGAUGCCUUCUCCGGCUCUGGGGCGGGGGCCUUGUUGGAGACGCCGCUGUUGGACAAGAGCCUCCUAUCCAGGAAGACGCCUGUGCUCCCCACCGCCUUGACCGCUGCGCCUCCUGAGCCCACGCACACCAGCCCAGGGAAAGCAUCCCCAGGCGGACGAGAAGCCUCAGGAGAGGGGUCUGCGCUCCCGCCUGGAAGGGGGCCUGAGGCAGAGCCUGCCCCCAACCACGAGCCCACCCACUCACCUCCUGCAGUGACGCUUCCUUCCACCACCCACCGUCCUUCCACAGUAGGAGCCACCAUGGCCUCAGAUCCCAGUGUGGUGCACCCAAGGGUGUCUACACCCGAGCCCCCAAGCUCUGGAGAGGAAGGCCCCUUGGCCAGCGGCACUCCGGGGAGCGACCAGCCGGACGGAGGCUCAACUCAGCAUCUGGGAGAGGAGAGCUCAGGAAGUGGGAGCGAUGACUUCACCUUCGCCCCCUCUGGAGAGAAACCUGCCUCCCCCCUGGACAGGAACAAACCUGACCAGGAGGUGGUGGACAGCGGAGCCACGGGAGCCUCCCAGGGUAUCCUGGACCGGAAGGAAGUUUUAGGAGGGGUCAUCGCUGGCGGCCUCGUGGGCCUGCUCUUUGCCGUCUUCCUGGUCGGAUUCAUGCUCUACCGGAUGAAGAAGAAGGAUGAAGGCAGCUACUCCUUGGAAGAGCCAAAGCAGGCCAACGGUGGCUACCAGAAGCCUCAACGGCAGGAAGAGUUCUAUGCGUGACGGCCCGGCCACGGUUCCUGGACAGUGGCGGGUGUUUCUCCCCUUCCCCGGCUGCCUUGCCCCCUUGCACACAGACCCUAAACCGUCUCUUCCACUCAGGACUCGGAACUUGGAAUUUCUCCCCACACCUGGCUCUCUCUCCGCCUUUGGCUCUGGCCUGGUCCACUCUGGCCCCGAGCUCUUCAGAGGCUGGAGCACAGCCUCAACUGCUUCUGGCUGGUUCUCUGACUGCCAACUUGGGCUGGGGUGGCUGGGGGGCAGGAGGGAAGACUUACAUGUGACCUUUCAAAAAGAAUGAGACUUUACUCCCUGGUCUUUCUAACCUUGGCCUUGCCAGCUGGCUCCCCUCCCCUCACUCUUCCCCCCCUCAGCCCACCCCUUGCUCUGGCCCCCCUCCCCUCGCUCUUCCCCCCUCAGCAUACCCCUCGCUCCAGCCCUCCUCCCCUCCUUCCGGCCCCCUCCCCUUGCUCCAACCCCCCCUCAGCACACCCCUCUCUCAGAGGCGUCUCAGCUGGCUAAGGCUGUGGCCAGCGGCCGGUGGUGUUCCACCUUCUGGUUGGCACCAACAGGUGCCCCUGUGAAUGACCGGCGCCAGCAGCCCCUGCCAGCUGGGAGGAGGGAAGAAGUUCGGACAGCCCUGCCUUCUCUUUGUGCCAGGGGCCGGUCUCCCCCAGAAGCCCAGUGACUCUUUUGCACAUUCCUCUCCCCUCUCGGCCCACAUAUAAUUGACCGGGCUUUGUUACUUUGGACAUAAGUUAACUUCUCCCCCACUGAUCCUGUCUGAAGUCCACAGAGCCCAGGGCCCCAGGGGUCAAGGGGACGAGGCUUGAUUUGUUUUCGCCAAAAGGUACCAAAAUUUGAAGCCAAAGCACAGUUUCUGUUUGUGGUGUUUGCCCCUUUUCUUAAUUACCAACAAGGUAUGAAUGAUCUGGGGCUUGUUCCCAGGGAGUGACAAUAGCUCAGCCUGGGCCCGAGCUCUGCCACCUUCCCCCACUCUGACCUAUGGUACCAAAACAAGGGCACUUGGCCUGUCUCGAGAGCCUCGCGCCCUGCCUGUCCUUGGGCUAGGGGAUGGGGGCUGACCCAUCCCUGGGCCUCCAGCCUCCCUGGCUGGAGGCCACACGGGCGGUACACUUCUCCUUUGGAACUGGGCGGGCGUGGUGGCGGCUGACCUCUGGCUGGCCUCCAUCUCCAAGGCCUGGCCAGAUGUGGGAAUCUUCCUUCCCCUAAGUGGUGGUCGUCUCUGGCUUUCGGCAAAGCUGUACUGAAUCCAAUGGGUUUUUUCCAUGUACAGUAGAUUUUCAUAAUGUAAUAAACUUUUAAUAUAAAGUAG